AUGGGGACCCCGAGCCGCUGCCGCGUGUCCCCAUGGCAGAGCCAAGGAGCCCCGGGAGCCAGGGUCACCCGCCUGCCCUCCCUGCGGCUCCUCACCAAGGUGGUCGGCUUCUACGGCCCCGAGGCGUCGCUGACGGCCAGGACCGUGGAGGCACUCAUUUUGGCAGAGGCUGCAGCCAAGCAGUGCCCCCGGGCGGACCCUUCAGCCGUCGAAGAGGCACUUUGCUGCUCGGCUGCAGACGGAGCCAAGGGAGGGCGGAAGGUGGCGAUCUCAUGGCCCCUGGCUUGGAGAGGAACCUCUGCCACCGGGGACUGCCCAGGGCAGCUAGGCUCCGGCCCCCAGCUGUCUCUCUUUGGGCAGCCUCUGGCCCUCAUCUGUGGGCCAGGUGAUGCCCUGCCCCAGCCAGUCCAGGAGCUCCUGGACCUACUCUACGAGAGAGGCCCGGCCACCGAGGGCAUUUUCCGGAAGGCGGCCAACGAGAAGGCACGCAGGGAGUUGAGGGAAGAGCUGGACAGAGGCACGCAGGUUGAUCUGUCAAGCAAACCCGUGCACCUGCUGGCAGUGGUGCUGAAGGACUUCCUGAGGAACAUCCCCUGCAAACUCCUCGUGGCCGACCUCUAUGACAACUGGCUGCUAGCGCUGGAGAAAUCCAGCCUGCAGGAGAAAAUUGCAGGCCUGAGAGAGGUGGCUGGCCUGCUGCCUCCAGCAAACCGCCUCUUGCUCCGGCGCUUGCUCUCUGUGCUCCACCACAUCAGUGAAAGUGCAGAGAGCAACCGGAUGGAUGCCAGCAACCUGGCGAUCUGCGUGGGGCCAAACAUGCUCAGCCGCGACAUGGACACCACACUCCCGCUGGCCGUGCAGAAGGAGAGCAACGACAAGGUCUGUUGA
This is a messenger RNA of Rhea pennata, 888 nucleotides long. Its product is annotated as T-cell activation Rho GTPase-activating protein-like. Bases 1 to 888 code for a protein of 295 amino acids. The record is from RefSeq and is a predicted model, not a curated record. Gene Ontology annotation, biological process: signal transduction; regulation of Rho protein signal transduction. Gene Ontology annotation, molecular function: GTPase activator activity. Lineage: Eukaryota; Metazoa; Chordata; Aves; Rheiformes; Rheidae. The transcript is spliced from 8 exons.